AUGGUUAAGUCAAAGACACAGUCAAAUAAGCGGGAUGACGAGGCAUUGGUCCUUGAUUACCUGAGAAAAACAAAUCGCCCAUAUUCAGCAACUGAUAUAUGUUUAAAUCUUCAUAAUGCGGUUUCAAAAACAGCAUUGGCAAAAAUUCUAACGACAUUGAGUGAAAGAGGAGAUAUUCGCUGUAAAACGUAUGGAAAACAGUCAGUUUAUGUUAUUGAUCAAGAACAAUUUGAAAAUCCUUCUUCUGAAGAAUUGAGUGUUAUGGAUGCACGUAUUGAAGAACUUCGCAAACAAAUUACUGAAACUCAGGAAAAAAAUAAACAAAUGAAACAAGCACUUCAAUCAUUAUUAGUACAAAAAACAACUGCUGAAUUACAAUCAUUAUCAAAGGAUUUAGAUCAACGUAUUUCCACUCUUAAUACUCGAUUAAAUUCUUUACAAUCUGGAACUGCAAGGCUAAUUUCUUCUGAAGAAAAAGAUGCUAUUCAAAAAAACUAUGAAAAUAUGCGUAAACUAUGGAAAGACAGAAAAACUCUUUUCUCUAAUUUAUGGGAUGCUAUUUCCGAAGGUGAAUCUUCUCCAACUGAACUUAAGGCAUUCAAUCAUAUUCAAUCAUAUUUAAUUAUAUUUAAAAAUAACAUUUUAUUAGGAACGUUUAGGCAUUGA
Messenger RNA from Pneumocystis carinii B80, 666 nucleotides. RefSeq lists its product as hypothetical. NCBI's taxonomy places the organism in Eukaryota, Fungi, Ascomycota, Pneumocystomycetes, Pneumocystales, Pneumocystaceae. The coding region runs from base 1 to 666 and encodes 221 amino acids. Gene Ontology annotation, biological process: homologous chromosome pairing at meiosis; meiotic strand invasion involved in reciprocal meiotic recombination; meiotic joint molecule formation. The record is from RefSeq and is a predicted model, not a curated record. Gene Ontology annotation, cellular component: condensed nuclear chromosome; DNA recombinase auxiliary factor complex. The transcript has 7 exons. Gene Ontology annotation, molecular function: recombinase activator activity; double-stranded DNA binding.